AUGGAGACCAAGGCUAUCCCCGUCUCUACCAUCGAGGACGAGACCUCUUCCCCCACCGCCCGCGAAGUGGUCGAACUGUCUAGAUGGAGUUACUGGAAACGUUAUCUGACAAGCUGGGAUGGGUGGAUAGGUGAAUAUGACUACAUGUACCUAAUCACCCCCAACGUCUACCCGCUCAACAAGCGUUACAAAGACACCGAACCCCCUUUCUACGGCCUCAAUGACGAGGUCCCCAUCCUUCUAACCAUUAUCUUGGGCCUCCAGCAUGCCCUGACCAUGAUCGGGUCGGUGGUAUCACCCCCUUUGGCUCUCGCAAGCGGCGCCUUCUAUCUGGAUUCAAUGCAAUCUCAGUAUCUCGUUUCUGCAGCAUUUAUCACCACCGGGGUAGCCACAGCCCUGCAGGUAACGCGUGUGCAUAUCUUCAAGUCACCGUUGUACAUCGGGACGGGGUUGUUGUCCGUUGUCGCCCCAACAUUCGAUGUUAUCGCCGUCGCGAUGAACUAUGCGGACACGCGAUACAAGAACGGAUCCUGUCCGACUGACGGGAACGGAUCCCGGCUCCCUUGUCCUGAGGCCUGGGGUGCAGCACUGGGUACGACCCUGUGUACUGUCUGGAUCCAGAUACUCAUGUCCCUGGUACCCCCCAAAGCCUUGAACCGUAUUUUUCCCAAGGUCGUCACCGGGAGCCUCCUACUUCUUGUUGGAGUAUAUCUCAUCUCGAGCGGAAUGGAAAAUUGGGGCGGAAGUUCGAACUGUGACGGGGGAACUGGGUAUUAUGCGCUGUGUCCGAAUAUAGAUGCUCCCAAGCCGCUGCCUUGGGGUGACCCGAAACUGAUCGGGCUCGGAUUCAGCGUAUUUGUCACCAUCAUUUUCGUUGAAAUCAUUGGCUCCCCAUUGAUGAAAUCGGCCUCCGUUAUCUUAGGACUCGCAGUGGGAUGUGCCAUCUCCGGUGCAACGGGUUACUGGUCUCGUGAAGAAAUCGACGCGGCGCCAGUCGGUACAUUUCUCUGGGUGCACACAUUCCCGCUGUCGGUGGAUGGCGCACUGGUCCUCCCUCUGCUGAUCAUGUUCGUCUGCGAAGCCGUGAGUUGUAUGCCGGAUAUUCUGGCCACGGCCGAGAUCUCGCGGGUGGAUAUUGAAGGGCGAGAGUUCCAUAGCCGUAUUCAGGGAGGGAUCUUGUGCGACGGUUUGGGGAGUUUGGUCAGCGCGUUGGGGACUUCACUGCCGAUGGUCAGUCAGGCGGGCAAUAAUGGCGUCAUUUCCAUGACCGGUUGUGCUAGCCGACGAGCGGGGUGGUGCGCCUCGGCCAUUCUUCUGCUGAUGGGGAUUUUUGGCAAAUUCGGGGCAGUCUUCGGAUCAAUGCCACCCUCUGUUCUAGGUGGAAUGCAGGUUUUCUUGUAUAGCACGAUUGUUGUGGCCGGUGUGCGUGUCCUCGGACUGGUUAACUUUACCCGACGCAACAGGUUCAUUCUCACGGCGUCGCUGGGGAUCGGGUUUAUGGACAUCGUUUCCCCGAGUUGGUUCAGCUCGGUGCUGGCGUACAGUGGAUCGAACGUGCACCUGCAAGGUUUCGAGCAGGGGAUUAAUCUAAUCGUUGAGACGCCGUUCAUUAUCGCAGCGGUUGUGGGGGUGGUGCUGAAUCUGGCGCUCAAGGAUGAGGUGGCAAGGAUCGAGACCAACGCGGCGUUGCCAUAA
Aspergillus sclerotioniger CBS 115572 is the source of this 1695-nucleotide messenger RNA. Its product is annotated as purine permease. Gene Ontology annotation, molecular function: xanthine transmembrane transporter activity. The record is from RefSeq and is a predicted model, not a curated record. Gene Ontology annotation, biological process: transmembrane transport; xanthine transport. The transcript is spliced from 4 exons. Lineage: Eukaryota; Fungi; Ascomycota; Eurotiomycetes; Eurotiales; Aspergillaceae. Bases 1 to 1695 code for a protein of 564 amino acids. Gene Ontology annotation, cellular component: fungal-type vacuole; membrane.